This is a messenger RNA of Carcharodon carcharias (great white shark), 777 nucleotides long. Its product is annotated as protein lin-28 homolog A-like. The coding region runs from base 1 to 777 and encodes 258 amino acids. NCBI's taxonomy places the organism in Eukaryota, Metazoa, Chordata, Chondrichthyes, Lamniformes, Lamnidae. Gene Ontology annotation, molecular function: zinc ion binding; nucleic acid binding. The transcript has 4 exons. The record is from RefSeq and is a predicted model, not a curated record.
AUGGUCACCCAGUCUGCGUUUAGCCUCCCCAGUGUAAUGGAGACCGAAUUGGGAGCAGUGAAUACAGUAGGCCAAUUUGAAGGAGAUGCAAGCAAAGCUCUGCCUCAUCUGAAAGGAGUGUCUGGGGCCAUGAACGGUGAGGAGGGACGUGGUAAAGGAAUUGUGACUGUCCAAAGUAGCUCAGAGAUCGACAAGGACAAGAUGCUAGGAGAAGUGGCAAGCAAGCUGUACAUGGACGGCUUCCGCAGUUUGAAAGAGGGAGAGCCGGUGGAGUUUACGUUUAAGAAAUCUUCCAAAGGUCUGGAAUCAAUAUGGGUAACAGGCCCGGGUGGCACCUCCUGCAUCGGGAGUGAAAGGAGGCCUAAAGGGAAGAAUGUGCAAAAGCGAAGGCCCAAGGGAGACAGAUGCUAUAAUUGUGGCGGUUUGGAUCAUCAUGCCAAGGAAUGUAAAUUAGCCCCCCAGCCUAAGAAGUGCCAUUAUUGCCAAAGCAUCGGCCACAUGGUGGCCAACUGCACAAUCAAAGCUGCCCAGCAACAGCAAUCCACCAGUUCUCAGGGAUGGCAGGAAAGCAAACCAGCGACAGGGCCCUUGACAUCCUCCCCCUCACCCACCACACCGCAAGAGGUGGGAGGAGAGCACAGCACGGCCCUACUCUUGGAGGAGACGGGGGAGCACUUGGAAAAGCUGCUUCCGGAAAGUUACGACAGUGGCCUGCAAGAGUUCGCCGAGGAGCCGAGCAAGCAAGAUUCGAGUUUGCAGAAAAGAAAAACGACCUGA